This is a messenger RNA of Fonsecaea multimorphosa CBS 102226, 1065 nucleotides long. RefSeq lists its product as uncharacterized. Bases 1 to 1065 code for a protein of 354 amino acids. The transcript has 2 exons. The record is from RefSeq and is a predicted model, not a curated record. Lineage: Eukaryota; Fungi; Ascomycota; Eurotiomycetes; Chaetothyriales; Herpotrichiellaceae. Gene Ontology annotation, molecular function: oxidoreductase activity, acting on the CH-OH group of donors, NAD or NADP as acceptor.
AUGUCCAAAACAACCAUUCUUCUCACAGGAGCAAGCGGAGCAUUAGGGGCUGCGACUCUCGCCCUCCUCGCGACCGAUCCCAACGUCGAAGUGAUUGCUGUGCUCCGUUCUCUCGCGCGAUCUGAAGCAUCAUUGCGGUCCAGAUACGCUUCACAGGUCUCAGAAGGCCUGCUGUCCUUUGUGGAAAUUCCCGACAUGACCGUCCCCAACGCCUUCGACGAAUCCGCCAGGAAAGCCGACGCUAUCAUACACAUAGCCACGCCCUUAACGUACGACAACCUCAUGGAGACGAUGAUCAAACCCAGCUGGGCCAUUCUGCACAAUGUCCUGAGCGCGGCUGAGAAAUCAGGCGGCAGCGUGAAGAGAGUGAUCGUGACGGGAAGUAUGGUCUCGACCAUGCGCGUCGACGAUUUGUAUUCCUCUGAAAAGACCAUCUCCGAAGAGAGCUGGAACCCCAUCGGCCUGGAAGAAGCGGAGCUGAAUCCCCUCAAUGCGUAUUGCUACUCGAAGGUCUCAGCCGAGAAGAAGGCCUGGGAGUUUAUGAAGGAGAAACCACGGGACUUCGAGCUCGUCGUUUUACUGGCGCCGUCCAUAACGGGCAAGAGUCUGCAGCCAGGCUUCAAACCCGACAAGCGAAAUCUCGGUGGUCAGCCGGGUCUUUACAGAGGUCUGUUCGACUGCGACAAGCCUGGGUUCGUGUACCCGUACUUCAUGGACGUCGAGGAUGUCUCGCGUGUGCAUGUCCAGGCUCUUUCGCCCAGAAUCCCAGGCAAUGAACGAUACAUGUUCCACUCACCCGAGCUGAUGAUCGGUGACGACAUUGCGCGCGCGGUCCGAGAGAAUUUCCCUCAGCUGAGGGAUCGGGUUCCUGCCCCGGAAGAGGGGGCAGCAGGAGCAGCAGCAGACAAUAAUAGUGGAGUGUCGCCCAACCUGGUCAAGACGGACAUGUCGAAAUUCGAGCAGGCGUUCGGCAGACAGCAAUGGAAGUCAGCCAGGGACUCAGCCCGGGAGACCGUCAAGGACAUCGUGGCGUAUGAAGAGAGGCAAAAACAGGCCGCACAAUGA